AUGGGCCAGCUGUCAAGCUCUUCAGCCUUCUUGUUUUCACUUCGCAACAAGGAUGCUUUGGAACCAUUCAAGUCAUUAGUCAGACCUGAUCAAGAGCAUUUGGCACUAUAUCUCUCUCCGAUUGCAGGUCCAGCUUUCGGCGGCAAACACGGCGAAGAAUUGCAAAUUACUCCUAGGCCAAAGAUUAUUCCUUGUUAUGCAAAAUUUGGUAAAGUAUUCACGCUUCCUCCCGGCUACACAUACGAUUCAGCUGAAACAAACGCGCUACUGGGAGGAAAGGAAUAUUUUCAUCCAAGCGAAAUAGAGACUUACUACCUUGUU
Paramuricea clavata is the source of this 321-nucleotide messenger RNA. Lineage: Eukaryota; Metazoa; Cnidaria; Anthozoa; Malacalcyonacea; Plexauridae. The record is from the annotation of a GenBank genome assembly.